AUGUUAAAUGGGGGAAUUGGUAACAACAACAACAAAAAUGAAGAUGGGGGAGGAGGACCUCUUGCUGCUCGUAUGCGCAUUACUGACCCAAUGUUGCAAGCCGAAUGGGCCAAAAAACGUCUCAUUUGGGUUCCACAUGAAACUGAAGGUUUUGUAAAAGCAUCGAUAAUUAGUGAGGAUGCUGAUACUUAUACUGUUGAAUUUGUGGAAAAUGGACAUCAAUUACGUUUAAGUAAAGAUGAUUGUCAAAAAAUGAAUCCUCCAAAGUUUGACAAGGUUGAGGAUAUGGCUGAUCUCACGUGCCUUAACGAGCCUUCAGUUUUUGACAAUUUAAAGCAGCGUUAUUAUUCUGAAUUAAUUUAUACAUAUUCUGGUUUGUUCUGUGUUGUUAUGAAUCCAUAUAAAAAAUUGCCAAUUUAUUCUGAGGCUGUAAUUGAGUCUUAUAAAGGAAAGAAACGUAAUGAACGUCCACCUCAUGUUUUUGCUAUUGCUGACUGUGCUUAUAGAUCGAUGCUUCAAGAUCAUGAAGACCAAUCAAUUUUGUGUACCGGAGAAUCGGGUGCAGGCAAAACAGAAAAUACCAAAAAAGUAAUUCAAUAUUUGGCUCAUGUUGCCGGGGCUACAAGGCUUGGACAUCAUAAUAAAUUAGUUAAUACCUCAACUUCCAACGGUCUUUUGUGUUCUUCUCCAGCUAGAAGCCAUUCUAGUGUUGAUCAAAUUAAUUUGGUCGGAGAAUUGGAACAACAACUUUUACAGGCAAAUCCAAUAUUGGAAGCUUUUGGAAAUAGCAAAACUGUCAAAAAUGAUAAUUCUUCGAGAUUUGUUGGUCUACUCACAAUUCCUACUCGAAUUUUUAGGAUAUUCCCGACCUCCUACAGUCCAUUUCCUGCCAUCUCCGUUCACGGAAAAAAUUUUCCUCGAUGUCUGUGCCACUCCUCGAUGUCUGUGCCACCUCUACUGUCCGGAAAAUUUAUUCGAAUCAAUUUCGAUUUGGCUGGUUAUAUUUCUGGUGCUAAUAUUGAAUUUUAUUUGUUGGAAAAGUCUCGUACAUGUCGUCAAGCAAAUGAUGAGCGUUCGUUUCAUGUAUUUUACCAAUUUUUGCGUGGAACUUCUGCAGAGGAAAAAGCAAGCUUUUUGCUCGAAGACGUAAGUAAAUACAAAUUUUUGCAAAAUGGUUAUAUUACAUUACCAAAUGUUGAUGACGCUGCAGAAUUUCACAAUACAAUUCGUUCAAUGAAAAUUAUGGGCUUUCAUGAUGAUGAAAUUAAUUCUGUUCUUCGUGUUGUUAGUGCUGUUCUUUUGCUUGGGAAUAUUGAAUUUAAACAGGAGAAGAAUAGUGACCAGGCAACUUUGCCGGAUGAUACAGUUGCUCAAAAAAUUUGCCAUUUGCUUGGCCUUCCAGUCGCUGAUUUUACCAAAGCAUUCCUUCGUCCUCGCAUUAAAGUUGGGCGUGAACAUGUACAAAAAGCUCAAAAUAAAGAACAAGCUGAAUUUGGAGUUGAGGCAAUUGGGAAGGCUUGUUAUGAGAGAAUGUUUAAAUGGUUGGUUAGCCGAAUCAAUAAAUCGUUGGAUCGAACAAGGCGAACUGGAACAUCGUUUAUUGGAAUUUUGGAUAUUGCUGGAUUUGAAAUAUUUAAAUUGAACAGUUUUGAGCAGCUUUGUAUUAACUAUACAAACGAGAAAUUACAACAACUUUUCAACAAUACAAUGUUUGUUUUGGAACAAGAAGAAUACCAGCGAGAAGGAAUUGAUUGGCAAUUUAUUGAUUUUGGGUUAGAUUUACAACCUACAAUUGAGUUGAUUGAAAAGCCAACAGGAAUUCUUGCAUUGUUAGAUGAACAAUGUAUUUUCCCUAAAGCUACAGACAAAUCUUUUGUUGAAAAAUUGUUUACUUAUCAUGAAAAACAUGAAAAGUUUGUUGUUCCAGAAAUGCGAUCAAAAUCAGAUUUUGCUGUAAUGCAUUAUGCGGGUAGAGUUGAUUAUUAUUCUGAUAAAUGGUUAAUGAAGAAUAUGGACCCUUUGAAUGAAAAUGUUGUACAAUUAAUGCAAAAUAGUACUGAUCAAUUUUUGGCGGGGAUAUGGAAAGAUGCUGAAUUUGCUGGAAUGGGAGUAACAGAAUUAAAUGAUACAGUUUUUGGUGUUCGUACAAAAAAGGGAAUGUUUCGAACUGUUGGUCAUAUGCAUAAGGAACAAUUAAAUAAAUUAAUGACUACAUUACGCAAUACUUUUCCUCAUUUUGUUCGUUGUAUUAUUCCAAAUCAUGACAAAAAGGUUGGUUAUUUAAUUUAA
This is a messenger RNA of Meloidogyne enterolobii, 2289 nucleotides long. Lineage: Eukaryota; Metazoa; Nematoda; Chromadorea; Rhabditida; Meloidogynidae. The record is from the annotation of a GenBank genome assembly.